Messenger RNA from Oldenlandia corymbosa var. corymbosa, 2944 nucleotides. Lineage: Eukaryota; Viridiplantae; Streptophyta; Magnoliopsida; Gentianales; Rubiaceae. The record is from the annotation of a GenBank genome assembly.
AGUGUCCAAAGUAAAGGUUUCAUAAAGGCAGAGUAGAUAAAAGGAGAAAGAAAGAAUAACAAUAGUUAUGGGACUUUUAUACGUUUGUGUUAACGUUCUCAAAAUCGAAAAGAUUAUUAACGUUAACUAAUUCAAGAGUGAGGCGCAAAAUGGCCACAGACCCUGCAAGCUUUGGCGUUUCGGGAAAUUGGGAUCCCACUGAAAUCCACUAUCCAAUUUGUUGAGUAAAGCUCACCUACGCCGCCGCCACUCCCCUCCUCCGGCGUCCUCUCUUCCUCCUACGCCGCCGCCUCCGUAAGCUUCUCUUUCCUUCCCAAUCUACCCCUCUUCCCUUUUUUAUGUUCCGCUGUAGCUUCUUUCGCAUUUUCCUUGAGUUUAACAUUUAUGUAUCCAACUGCCCCUCUCAUUUAGGAACAGAAUUAGCUAAAGCCUAAAACCCUAGUUGUUUUGGCUUAUAGUGUCUUCUUAGUUGUAAGUAUUUAUUUAAGCCGGUCAUUUUCUUUUUCCUUGGUUGCUUUUGUUCAAUCUUUUUUAGUUCUCUGCAGUCUGCAUGGAGUUAAUUGUGACAUUGUUAUGUUCAAAAAAGAAAUACGGUUUCUUUAUGUUCUACUUCUACUAGGUAUGUGCCUUUCUUGAUUGUGUUUUGUGGGAGUAUCCUAUUUCGAGCUUAAUUAGUGGCAUUAUCCUUUUUUGAAUGGUAAAUGUUUGUUUGUUGUUUCGUUUCUGCAAUUUAUCUAUGACUUCAUUUUCCCAUUAUUUUAGAAAUGCAUCUUACUGAUUGAUUUGUGGAGAAUUUAUCAGAGUAGGAAUACUGCAAAAUGCUACAACCAAAAAGUGGUUGGAUGAAAGUAUGAACUUAAGUUUAUCAAUGUGUAGAUAAUGGCACCUCGGUGCGUAGAUGGCCUAGAAGCUCCUGCAUGUGCUGUGGUGUCAGGGGAAAGGUCUGGUAUUAAGGCCGGUAGUGUUACCUUGUACAUAUAAUGCCUGCAUAACCUUGUAAAAUUAUGAUGCACGGCAACAUGCCUAGAGCUAUUACCAUGUAUGUCUAAUUAUCUUGUUUUGGUUCUCAGUUCUUAAUUUCUUCUCUUGUUUGUGACCACAAAAUUAUGGAUUAGUCUGGUUACAAAGUUUCACCUGCUUUCUUCAAAGCUGAAUACUGUUAACAAAGCUUUCAGGCCUCGUGUAUAUGCACUUUAUUGUUACUUUGAUCCCAGUAUUUGCUGGAUCCCUACCAUUCUUCAAUCUUCGUGUUUCCGCUGCCUUCUUUUUCUCCCGGAAAACUCAAAAUGAAGUAUAUCAGAAGAGCUAUUUAUAUUAGUCCGCACUAUGUAUUCACCCCGAGUAAAAUUGAUUUGAUUUGCUCCAGAAGGGUCCUUCCGUUGAUAAGUCAGUGAUUUUUGGCAUGCAUGAUUCUCUUGCCCUGUUUGAUGUGGUUUGAUGAAGAAUUAGAUAGUUGUUGCUAUUGACAAUUUUAUCUUCCAUCAACGUGAAGAAUGGAUGAUCAUGGGCUAAGAGAAAGCCAAAGACAGAGGACCGAUAACUGCAAAGUGGGUCACCCUAUGUGUAAUGCCAUCCCACAUGAUCACAUUAAGGAACAAAAUGCGUUCUUUAUGAAUACAAAGAUCAGCUCGCUACUAGCUGAAAGGAAUGCUGCACUUGAACAAAGGGACAGGGCACUGUUGGAAAAGAAAGCGGCUGUUGACGAGCGAGACGCAGCAAUUCAACAGAGAGAUGUGGCUGUCGCUGAGCGCGACAGUGCCCUGAGAGAACGUGACAAUGCGAUUGCCUCCCUACAGUUCCAUAAAAGUACUAUACAUGGAGCUCUAGGUUGUAGCAGCACCAAACGUGGAGUAAAACGCUUGAACCACCACAGAAAUCCUCACGCCAAUCAUUCCCAGUCUUUAUCAAAGUCUGAUGAAGCCCGUGUAACUCAAGUAAUUUCUUUGGCGGUAAUUCCAUCUGAAGCUCUCAAAUCUCAGUGUGACCGAGAAAGAAUGGGUGACAAUAGCAUUUCCGCCAGUACCACUCAGCUGUCUAAAAGGUCUACGAAGCCGAAGAAGAUUGGUGAGGAUUUAAACAGGCAUAUCACGACCGAUGGUUCUAAGGCUGAGUGGGAUGCUCUCGAUCUUAGUUCUAUCCAAUUGAUAAAUUUUGACGGGUCCAGAAUGCCGAUACCAGUUUGCACGUGUACUGGCGUAGCUAGACAGUGUUACAAAUGGGGGAGUGGAGGUUGGCAGUCAUCCUGUUGCACCACUUCCUUAUCUGUGUAUCCUUUGCCUCAAAUGCCAAACAAGCGACAUGGUCGAAUGGGUGGGAGAAAGAUGAGUGGGAGCGUUUUCGGUAGAUUGCUUACAAGAAUGGCAGCGGCUGGUCAUGAUCUAUCAAUUCCUGUGGAUCUUAAAAACUACUGGGCUAAACACGGUACGAAUCGGUAUAUCACUAUCAAAUGAACCGGAAGCAGUUCGUGAAGGAGCGGAAGUGGUUUAUCAGCGGCAUCAGGCUGUUAGUUUUGCUGAAAAUAUGUGCUUUACAUAUUGGGUGAACUGUGAGAGAAUGAGUGGUUUGUGUAUAUAUCAUGCUUUGCUUGGCUAAUGGAUUAUAUUAGAAUAGAGAAGGUCCCUGAUGAAGGAAAGUUUUUGUCCACUCUUCCUGUGUAGCUUCACAGUUAUUAACCAAACCAAAAAGUGUCGUAUGGUUGGAAAUGUGCAGAAAUAUGAUAAUUCCUGGGCUUUUAUCCAAACAUUCAAUUAGAAUGCUUUGGCCUCUUUCUUUUGUUCCUUUAAUGGCACUGAGUUAUGUAUAAUCGUCGUAUAACGGCAUAAUCUACACUAAUCGCCGAUUCUGCGUAUUCUCCUCAUUCUUCAUUGAGAAAAAAAGAUAGCCAUUCGUUUAUAACGUUCUCACAUAAGAUGGCUUACAUCGAAUAGCUUUUAACACUUUCUGG